AUCCUGACAUGCCCGGUACGUCAUCGCCGCCGUCUCAACAGUGUUACGUCGCGAUCGCACACGCUUCGAUCCCGUCUCGGUUCUCGGAGUGAUACGAUGUGCCUCGCUUCGAGCGGGAGACGCGUUGCAGCGAGAGAUUCCCGCGCAGGAGAGGAAGACUGGACAAAGCGGAAGAAGCAGAAUAAGACGAGCAAAGCAGAAGCGGAGGAGCAGAAGAGCGCAAGAAAAUCGAGAGCCGAACGAGUGGAAGCGGGGUUGCGAAGAAGAAAGUGAUUAGCUUGAGUUGAGCGUGCGAAUCCGAAGAUAGCGCGAUUUGGAGAGAGAGGACGGAAAGAUCGGGAGCAGCUACGAAAGCGCAGAGAGACAAAGAUCGUAGAAGCGAGACGAAGGAGAGAGAGGAAGAACGAGAGAAAGAGCAAGAGUCGGAAGAAAGCUCGACAGAGAACCCCGCGCUGCAUACAUAUAUAUUUCAGUGUGUUCAAAAAACGAGUGUACCUAAGUGCAAUAUUAAUUAAACCUAAACGAUAAUAAGAAGCAACCACAACUACCAUCGACGAUAUCGGUAACGACGAGCGGUGAUCGAUAAUCGAAUAGAAUUCCUUUUAAAGAGUUAAAACGCUAGAGUCGCAUUUCGAGGAGGAGUCAUCGACGGACGCGACGAAGCCGCUUGAAAGAAGAGAGAAUCGGAGGAAGUAGGUAGAAGCAGAAACGGAGUGACGGAAAUCCCGGAGAGAAACGCUCUCGUCCCGCUUAAAAGAAUCCACACGGACUCACCGACUUGAGCCGACGCGCGCGACAGCCGACAACAACUUUUCGAGCCUGUCGAGCGCGUUCGCGACACGCACACACACGCACGCACACACACUCACGCACAUCCAACAUAACGGGGCUAAAAUACUCAGGGCAAAACGGGACGAGCGGUGAUCAUCCGCGAGUGUGAUUUCUCACCCCGAAGAGGAGCGGAAGCCCUUCCGACCGAUAUCCGAUUCGCGUCCGCGUGGACUAUCCUUCUCGUUUACACCGUCCGGGCUGGGCAAUCCUGAAUUUUAACCUGAACUUAAAUGUACGCUAGAGAUUAAGUUAGAUAGACGAAGGAAAAAAUAGGCCGUUCUCCAAUUUGCUGGAGGACGUUCGCUCGCGCGCGCAGCAACUCACGCAAAGCAGCACACGCAUAAAGCAGCACACAGACACACACACACACGCAUACACCCACCCACCAAUCUACAUACGUAGACACACCGAGAAAGGGGAGGAAAGAAGAGGAAGAAAACGACGA
This is a messenger RNA of Ooceraea biroi (clonal raider ant), 1276 nucleotides long. RefSeq lists its product as uncharacterized. The record is from RefSeq and is a predicted model, not a curated record. Lineage: Eukaryota; Metazoa; Arthropoda; Insecta; Hymenoptera; Formicidae.